GACACCUUGUUUUUAUUGCCCCAAAAAACCAAACAAACAAAGAAACCAACCUCUUGACUUCUCGGAAUAUUCAAACAGUUUUUUUUCCACAAUAAACUGCUUCUCACUUUAGAGGAAGGAGAAGGCAUCACUUUUAAAGAUGCGCUGCGUCUUUUCCCGCUGACUUUGCGCAGUGAGAGCGAGUGGAGGAGACGGUGCGGACACCUCCACAGCCUUCAGCGGUUUCACGUCGACAGCAGAGCGAGCCGGUCAGUCUGAACCAUGGCUGGGUGUUGUGUGUCGGCAGAGGAGAGAGAGAACCAGAGGAUCAACGAGGAGAUCGAGAAGCAGCUGCGGAGAGACAAGAAGGACUCCCGCAAGGAGCUGAAGCUGCUGCUGUUAGGUACUGGAGAGAGUGGGAAGAGCACCUUCAUCAAACAGAUGAGGAUUAUCCAUGGAGGAGGAUACACAGACGAGGACAAGAGGAGCUACGCCAAACUGGUCUUCCAGAACAUCAUCACGUCCAUGCAGGCCAUGACCCGAGCCAUGGAGGCACUUAGUAUACCCUUCGCUGAUCCACAGAACCAGAGCCAUGCAAACUCAGUCCUGGCGGUGGAGGUGGAUAAGGUGGAGGAGUUAGAUCAGAGCCUUGCAGGUGCCGUCAGGAGUCUGUGGGACGAUGCAGGGAUACAGGAGUGCUACGACCGACGCAGGGAAUACCAGCUGUCCGACUCCACCAAAUACUAUCUCACUGACCUCGAUCGAAUUUCACAACCCUCCUACAUACCUGACCUGCAGGAUAUCCUCAGAGUCCGAGUGCCAACCACGGGUAUCAUCGAAUACCCCUUUGACAUGGAGAAUGUCAUUUUCAGGAUGGUGGAUGUCGGGGGUCAGAGGUCAGAGAGGAGGAAGUGGAUCCACUGCUUUGAGAACGUCACCUCCAUCAUCUUCCUGGUGGCGCUCAGCGAGUACGAUCAGGUCCUGGCUGAGUGCGACAACGAGAACCGUAUGGAGGAGAGCAAGGCUCUGUUUAAAACCAUCAUAACGUAUCCGUGGUUCCAGCGCUCCUCUGUCAUACUUUUCCUCAACAAGACUGACAUCCUCAAGGAGAAGAUCGUGUACUCUCAUGUAGCCACCUACUUCCCUGAAUUCACAGGACCUCAGCAGGAUCCUGUCGCAGCUCAAGAGUUCAUCCUGAAAAUGUACCAAGAACAAAACCCUGACAAGGACAAGACACUGUACCCUCACUUCACCUGCGCCACGGACACAGAAAACAUUCGCUUCGUCUUUGUGGCCGUCAAAGAUACCAUCCUCAGACACAACCUGAAGGAGUUCAAUCUGGUUUGAAGAGGAGCAGGAGGACAGACAUUAGGAGAGCCGAGAUAGGAGAAUGAAAUCAACCAAAACUUCACAGUGCUUUUUCUUGGCUGUCUAAUCACAGAACGAUUAGAUCCACUGAAAAGGUUUUAAUCCAAAGGUUUAAAUAUUUUUCAUCUUUUGUGUCUGUAAAAAUCCAGCCAAAGACAAAAUAAGCGUAUUACAGACAAACCAAAACUACUGUUUCUGUAGCUCAUUGUGUCUAAAAUGCAGUUUUUUGUGUAUUGUGUGUUUUGUAGUUUCCAUUACAGCCUUUAUAGAAAUGUGCUGUGAGAAAAUGAUACAUUUCAGUAGAAUAAUGUGAGACUUAGUGUGAAGUAAUAUUAUUGAUCUAUUGGGAGAAAGAGUGGAGUCGAGCCCACAGCUGCUGCAGUGAGGACUCAGCCUCUGUACGUGGGGUGCCCGCUAUACCAGGUGAGCUACUGGGCGUCCCUUUUAUUUUAUCAGAGAUAGGAUCCAAGUAUGCAAGUUCUGCUCAUGCAAUAGGGAGUCCCUUUGUUCCUGAGUUUUGUGAUUUAAAGGAAUACUUCACCCACACAAAAACAAUUUGUAAAUCAAUGAUUCAUGCUGUUACUUUGAAUUUGAGAAGAAAAUGUUUUUCUUGUAUGUCUCCACAGAAAAUGGCAAACACACUGAUUUAUAGAUUGAUUUGGGACAACAUUUAACAGCAAAACUAUAUUAUCCAUUUAGAAAUCUCAUGCAAUAUUUCCAUUAUCCAGUCGUGUAGUCUGUAAUUCCCAAACAUAUGUAUUUUUACAAAAAAACCUUAGUAUUGGAGUCUGGCUCUGAAGAGAGCACACAUAAGUUUCACUGUCAGUUUGAUUUUAAAUACUAAGCAAAAUAAAAAACAUUGGUCCCCAAUCACUUAAUUUGUUUGCCAUUUUCAUCAUUUCAAUUUCAUCACAAAUUCAAGGUAGCUUCAUGCAUCAUGACUACGUGAUACACAAAUGGUCAUUUUGAGGGUGAUAUAUUCCUUUUAUCUUCACAUUUUCUAACACUGAGCCAGCUGUGUCUGCUUUUGCCUGGAAGUGCCUUAUUUACGCGGGAUAGUCAGCAUAGCCACUGAGUUUGUUUAGAUGUAAAUAAUCCAAUAUGUGCUUUGGAAAACUCUACUGUUUUCUCCUUAGGAGAAAUGGAAAAUAUAUUUAUGGUUAUUUUCAAUAAACAAUUAUAGUUACUUAA
Molecule: messenger RNA, 2538 nt
Organism: Plectropomus leopardus (leopard coralgrouper)
Lineage: Eukaryota; Metazoa; Chordata; Actinopteri; Perciformes; Serranidae
Product: guanine nucleotide-binding protein subunit alpha-14-like
Biological process (GO): adenylate cyclase-modulating G protein-coupled receptor signaling pathway; phospholipase C-activating dopamine receptor signaling pathway
Cellular component (GO): heterotrimeric G-protein complex; cytoplasm
Molecular function (GO): G-protein beta/gamma-subunit complex binding; G protein-coupled receptor binding; GTPase activity
Source: RefSeq, a predicted model, not a curated record